Dibothriocephalus latus is the source of this 375-nucleotide messenger RNA. NCBI's taxonomy places the organism in Eukaryota, Metazoa, Platyhelminthes, Cestoda, Diphyllobothriidea, Diphyllobothriidae. The record is from the annotation of a GenBank genome assembly.
UUAUUAGUCACGAUUGAGGCGCACGACCUUGGACAGCCCCCCAGGCAUUCCGUCUGUCAGGUGCGCAUUACAAUUCUGGAUGAAAAUGACAACGCUCCCAAGAUACUAUUUGAGCCCGGGAGUCUGACCAACUACGCUCUAGUGCCUGAAAACGAGGAAGCGGGGCGGAUUGUUGCCGUCUUCACGGUCACCGAUGAAGACAGCGAGGAGAACGGACAAGUUGACUGCCUCCUAUCCUCGAUCUCCUCCAAUGGCCUAGAUGCAGCGAAUCAGCAGUUCCCCAGCGAACUCUCGAAUCUGCAUUCCUCAAUGGAACGAUCCGUAGACAAAUUCUUCCAACUAGAGAGAAUAGAGCUUCCAUUUUCCACAGUGUAA